Carassius gibelio (silver crucian carp) is the source of this 2071-nucleotide messenger RNA. Its product is annotated as m7GpppN-mRNA hydrolase. The record is from RefSeq and is a predicted model, not a curated record. Bases 235 to 1422 code for a protein of 395 amino acids. Gene Ontology annotation, molecular function: RNA binding; manganese ion binding; 5'-(N(7)-methylguanosine 5'-triphospho)-[mRNA] hydrolase activity. Gene Ontology annotation, cellular component: cytoplasm; P-body. Lineage: Eukaryota; Metazoa; Chordata; Actinopteri; Cypriniformes; Cyprinidae. The transcript is spliced from 11 exons. Gene Ontology annotation, biological process: nuclear-transcribed mRNA catabolic process, nonsense-mediated decay; deadenylation-dependent decapping of nuclear-transcribed mRNA.
ACUCACAAGUGCUUCACGAAUUUGCGGCGCUAUAUUUUUAGCUUGUUAGCAUGCUAGCAUCAGCAUCGUCGAUAUAAAUUCACAGCAUUUUUGCUCUUUUAUUGUUGAGCAUUUGAAUAGUACCGAACCAUGUACUUUAGCCGCAUAUUAUAAAUGCGAAGCACGCGAGUGUAGUAGCUUUGCGCCAUUUUUAACGCACAAGUCUUGCUUAUUCGGGAUGUUUUUACCCUUAACAUGGAGACAAAACGAGGGGAGAUUCCUAACGGGGUGCUGGAUGACCUUUGCAGUCGCUUCAUUCUUCACAUCCCCAGCGAGGAGCGGGACAAUGCCAUCCGAGUGUGCUUCCAGAUCGAGCUUGCCCAUUGGUUUUACCUGGACUUCUGCCUGCAGAAUUCACCAGGACUACCUCAGUGUGGGAUAAGAGACUUUGCCAAGGCUGUUUUUAACCAUUGUCCAUUCCUGCUGCCCCAUGGAGAGGAUGUUCAGAAGGUUUUAGAGCAGUGGAAAGAGUAUAAGAUGUGUGUGCCCACGUUUGGUGCCAUUAUUCUUGAUGAAACACUUGACAAUGUGUUGAUGGUCCAGGGUUAUCUGGCCAAGUCUGGCUGGGGGUUUCCUAAAGGGAAAGUCAAUGAGGAUGAGGCUUUCCAUGACUGCGCUGUGAGAGAAGUUUUGGAGGAGACGGGCUUUGACAUCCGAGAUCGUAUCUGCCAAAAAUCAUAUAUUGAGCAGAGAAUUUCAGAUCAGUUGGUUCGAUUGUACAUUAUUCCAGGAGUACCUAAAGACACCAAAUUCAACCCCAAGACCAGAAAAGAGAUAAGGAACAUUGAAUGGUUCCCAAUGGAUAAACUGCCUUGCCACAGGAACGAUAUGACCCCCAAAUCCAAGCUUGGACUGGCUCCUAACAAGUUUUUUAUGGCUAUUCCAUUUAUGAGGCAGCUCAGAGAGUGGAUUGCCAAACACAAAGGAGAGUCAACGAGCAGCGAUGAGGAUUUUGCGUCCAAUGGCAGCACACCAUGCAAACCAUUCCGCUCUAAGCCCAGAAGGUCUCAGAUGUUGGUGGAAGCGUCUCCUGAAAGCUGGUCCAAGCAAAAACAACAGAAACCCUUCGGACAAAACUCCCAGAGCGAGUUUGUAGAUGUGCUUAAACCCAAGCAGAAUCACGUGAAAAGCAGCAGCAAGAAACACCAGGAGUCUCCAAACCUGAAAAAAAAAGCUAAUGGUGUGAGUCAGCAGCAGAAAGAUGACAAGAAACUUCAGCCCAGAAGACUGCAGGAUAAUUUUGACACAGAUGCGUCUGGUGAUGUCUACGGUUGUAACGGACAGGCAGACUUGUGUUAUGAGGAAUACGUCCACUCCUCACGCUCUUUUCUCAGCUUCAGAUUUGACAGAGAGGCCAUCAUGAAAUCCUGCUUUGAGUCCUGAAGAUCUGCUGUACGGCCUCUGGUUUUUAAAAGAUCUGAUGCAGUAAAUUUCCUGAAUAUCUACAAGUGGAUCUUCUGCGCUGUAAACCUGUUGGUCGAGAUGCAUUGUGUGUUGGACCAAGAAUCAAGGACAAUGUCAGUUCCUAUAGAUCUGGAGUACUGUUAGCUUGAGUUCUUUUUAGACUUAAUAUUUAUUCUAAAAACUUGAAUAAUGAAUGCAUUGUUUUGUCACUAAAGAUGAGUUUUUCUUUGUAAACCUGCUCUUUGUAAUCUGUUAAGGAACUAACUGGUUUUGUUUGAAACACAUAACAGUAGUUUGGUUCAGAGCCCCUGAAGUGUGUAUUCUGCUCUUGUUUCAAUGUGAAUUCAGAUGUUACAGUAAUAAUCGGUCCAGCUGUAUGUUGAAUUUCUAUGGCUGAAGUCAUCUUGGUGUUUAUUGUGUGCUGUGUUUUUGCUGUUAAACAUAAAUCCUUGCAAAUAUAAGAAGCUGCUCAAAAGCAUGCUCUCAGAACAUCGCUUGACAUUACUCGUCCAACAGCAGUAAAACUGCUAUAUACUUUUAAGUUCUCAGUCACCAAAUGUCUUCUCAGUUUGAUGCAUAUUGGAUUAUGCUAUUUGAUAAAUUACAUUUCAUCCAUGUUUCCCUGAAA